Messenger RNA from Bipolaris victoriae FI3, 159 nucleotides. RefSeq lists its product as hypothetical. NCBI's taxonomy places the organism in Eukaryota, Fungi, Ascomycota, Dothideomycetes, Pleosporales, Pleosporaceae. Bases 1 to 159 code for a protein of 52 amino acids. The record is from RefSeq and is a predicted model, not a curated record. The transcript is spliced from 2 exons.
AUGAAAGCAACCGCUACUGUUCUGGGCUUAACGGCUCCGCUUAUUGCUUUUGAUUUACCCCCAGGCUUGGAUCUCGAACAGCCCGCUAUCUCCGUCAGUGUUCCCCCUGUUUCCUUAUUCGAGCUGGCACGCCACAAGGCUGGCUUCUUGAAAAAGUAA